AAAAAAACAGUACACGAAACAAAACGCACAACAAGAUAGAAAAAUCAUAAGCAAAUUCAACCGCCGAAUAUGAUUGAAUUGAAAAAACAAAAGAAAAUAAAAAAAUGAACGCAGAUCAGCGUGAACAAACAAGAAGAAACAAAUAAAUGCAUUGCUAGAAUAGCUCAGCGCAUAUUAGAUAUAUAUAUAUUUAUAUGAUUGGUGAUUCAGUCAAUUAACGAUUACUCAACGUACAAUUUUUUUUUCUCUUCUAGCGAUUAGCAUUCUGUUGAAAUCACCGACACAAAAUGCCAACUUUAGAGAAAGAUAUUAAAUGCAAUUUGCUUUUUUUUCUUCUUCUCUUCUCCCAUGCUUUUCUCUCUCACUCACUCUCGCUCAUUCGGUCUCCACCUCUCUCGCUCUUGCCGAUCAAAUGCAUUGAAGUCUGACCGCGUGAAACACCGUUUGCAUCGUCCAAACGAUUGGAUAGUUGAUUCUCGUAUUCAACAAGUGUGUGCCCGUUGUGAAAAGCAAAAAAAUAGAAACCAUGUACGGCUAAUGCAGUGUAUGGCGGUAUUUCAGAACAACUUUAAAUCCAUUCAUACUUCUGACCUUUCACUUUUCGCAAUUAAAACCGAUAAUAUGUGUGUCUAAUACAAAUUUCUUGUUGUUGUCGUCGUCGUCUUCGUCUUCGUCGUUGUUGUGGUCGCUCAAUGAAAAAAGAAUGAAUUCAAGUCAAUGCGGUCACGAUGAACAAUAAUCAACAGUAGAAUAAAGUAGAUAUGAAUUCGAUCAAACUUUAUUUUUCCCCGUCAAAUUCAGUGUGGUCGCCUCCAAUUGACUGUUCUGUGUUUGUACAAUUUAUUGACCGCGAGAAAAUCAACCAAUUUUUGUUGAUUGCUACAACACGCAAACACAAACGCACCUCGCCAUUGCCUAAUUCUGACAAAGUUUUGGCAUGUUUAGCCUUCGCGUUCGCAUUCACGUUCGAGUGCUGAUUCGCACGCGCUCUCGCUUGCGCUGGAAUUCCAUCUGAAUAAAUUCUACAUUAAAAAAUUUCCCAAAUGAAUCGUAUGAGAAGCAACCGAAAAAAAAAUUUCUCCAAAAAUUCGAUGGGUCACUUUCACAACGUUUAUAUUCAUUCGACACAACACACUUGAUCACUUGAAUACGUUAUUAUUGUUGGCCGCUCGGUUUGGUUUUUUGUGUGUCAGAAUAUGCAACCAAUGACAUUUGAUUCUGUUGCGCUGUGUAUAUCGACGUGCAUUCGCAUGUAUUCUUCUCAAAGAUAUAUCGACCUAAAGUAUGUUGCACAUGGAUGCACACCAAUACACACACAAACACAAACAUACGCACGAGCCCGUACACAUUUGGGUUUCAAGAGUGGUCGAGAGCUUGAUGAUUCACGUAUCGUAUUCGAUAUUGUGUGUAGAGUGUGCAUUGUGUGUUCGUUUUUCUCUGAUACUUUACGUUAAUGUGCAAAACAUAACGAAACACACAAAAUUUAAUGACUCGCCUCUAAUUUGAAUGUUGUAUUCACUCAAAAUUGCACAUUUUAUGGAGAGGCACGGUGAACCGAUAAGAAGCACAAUAAAAUCAAUGAAAUCGAUACUUUCAAUGUUUCGUGUGCGCUUGUGUUUUUUCUUCUCUUUCGGUCUUAUUUUAUUGUCACAUUCAAUCAAGAAUGACAUUGAUUUUUAAGAAAAGAAAUCCUAUUGUGGAUAUAAAUUAUUGACAAACUAAUAGAGGCCGUGGAUGGCUCAAACGCUCGCGCGCUUAACGGAGCUAAGAGCGUUCAACGAAGAAAACCCAUUCUGAAUGAAAACCCUGCCCACCAACAAUAAUGUCUAGUUUCUGAAUCGGUUGUUUUUAUUUUCUUCUUCUUCUUCUUCUUCUUCUUCUUCUUUAAUUUCAUUAUCGAAAUCAUAUAUCUAAAUCACGUACAAAUGACUAACUGAUACCAGAACACAGAAGCAUGUGACACACAUUUAUAUAGUCUGCUUUUGACUGUAGGGAAAAAAACAACGACAACAUUUCGUUUCAAAGUUUUUCGUUUUCUCUUUUGUGGUUGUUACCGUUUGUUGCUAUUGUUGUGGCUGUCUAUUUCUUGUUGUUGUUGUUUUUUUCUUCUUUUUUUGAAAUAAUAGAACAUUCGCGAUGAGUACUAAACAGACAAAUGGGUUUCAACACACGAUUGUGAAGAUUUGAGGAGUGUUUCUUUUUCGGCGAAAGGGGGAAAAUAUAACUGAAUACUUUGAACAGUCGAAUAUCAAAAUAGUGCGGCCAGUAAUAUUUUGUGAACGGAACACACGAGUAAACGGCGAUAAUCACUGGCCCAAUAAGUGUUAGUCAGCCAGCGAUUAAAGACAAACUACUACGUAAAAUGCAUCAAUUAUGAACGAAGUUGAGAAUAAGUAAAGGAACCAGACGAUAACACAACAAUCAUUCAGAUGUUUAACGUUAAACGAAAAACAAGUGAUCCUUCUUCGGUCGUUCAGCAAUCGAAUUGCAUUACAAAAGAGAAGCCAAAAUUUGUACGUUGCGUAUCGAUAGCUCGUCUAUUUGGGAAUGCGUAUAGUACGCAUCAACAUAUGUCACGCCAAAAAACGGACGCUACCGCAAAGUGUAAAUCGGGUUUAUUGUUUAAAAACCGUAACGGACAUGUAGCCGCGACAGAUAAAUUGAAAAUCGAACGAUUCAAAAAUCGGUCGGAAAGUCAAAUCGAUCAAUCGGUUGGUGUCGAUUGUACCGAUUUUUGUAAAACAGACAAUACGAAUGCGGCUGUUGCUGCCGCCGCCGCCAAUGCUGCUGCUGCUGCCAAUGAAGCUGCCGAUGAGAAAAAAUUACCAAUCGAAGAUUUCUGUGAUGAAAAAGAUUUGAGUGCACGAGCCUUUCGAACGAUAUCAAGAGGAUUGGGUCUUAUUUGGCGUCGAUCGUAUAGCGUCGAAAUAAGCACACCCGAUCCCGAAUACAAAGUCUUUUAUCUGGGCAACGUUUUAACCGGCUGGGCAAAAGGUGACAAUUGCAUCAAAAAGCCAUUGGCAACGUUAUGGCGAAAUUAUACACAGAUCAACAAACCCGAUGUUGCGAUGCGAAUACUGGUAUGCUCAUCCGGAUUGAGGGCCACCACUCGACAAAAUGGUUUAACAGAAUAUUGGUCAAAUCGCAUCACAUACUGUUGUUCACCGAAAAACUACCCACGAGUCUUUUGCUGGAUAUAUCGACACGAAGGCCGUAAACUAAAGCAUGAGCUCCGUUGCCAUGCUGUCCUCUGUCCAAAAGAGUCAAUUGCCGAAGAGAUAUGCAAAACGCUCAAGGAAAAUUUGACGCAAGCGUUAAAAGAGUUCAAACGUGACAAAAUCAAUCGACAAAAUGCUCGACUAUCGCUGGUCAAUUCGUUGUAUGAAAAUCCGAGCAUGCCACGACGUAAGAUAUUGCUGUCGGUUGGUGCGAAUAACUAUCGUCCACCGAUGGAGCGCUCAAAAUCCGCACCAAAACUGAUGGCCAUCGAAGAGGCCGAUGUAGAAGAGGAAAUUUGUUCGAUGCCAUCGUUUAAAAAGAGCCAGAGUCAUAUACCAUAUUCGAAUGUUGACCUGUUCGCGGCCACCACCACCACCACACCCAACUCCGCCACAUUCGAUCGAAAGUAUUGCAAACGUAAUCGCAGCAAUCUAGCGAUGGCCCGUCGUAAUUUAUCAUUCGAACACUCUAAGUCACGAAGUCCAGAAUUUGAGAAUCGUAAAAUUGGUGGCGGCAAAGUGGAUUCACAGUUGAGCAUAGCAAAAGAUUCGUCAUUCGAUGAUGAUGAUGAUUUCAAUAAUCUACUGAUGACAAACGAUUAUGACAUGAAAUCGUCGUUGUCGGGUGAAAUUUUGUCAUAUUUUGAUACCAAAUUGAGUAAAUCGUCGUCGACAUCGCUAAGUCAACCCGAAAUCGAUUCACAUCCAGCUGGUGCAACGGGCACCGGUGAAAAAAUCAACGUUACACCGAUUAGCACAUCAAAUGCAAUGCCACCAUUCGAUUUUGAUUCAUUCAAUUCGACGGACAACAGUUUUUGCAGCUUAGGCACGGAGAGUACGGUGUUUAGCCAAAAUGAAGAAUUGAAUAGUUUAGUUUCUCAAUCAAAGGAUAUGGAUGAUUAUUCGCCAAUCAAAUUGGACAGUUCAAAUUUGGAGAAUUGUACAAAAUUGUAUGAAACGAAUAAUGUGUUUGCAAAUUCAAAUGGAAAUGCCAUUGUACCGUUUGUGAUGGACAGUGAUGAAGGUUCAAUAACAAGUGGUUGUGAAACAUCGAGCAUAAUAACCACAGCACAUAUGGACGAUCUGAUAAAAUCAGAGCGAGAAAUUGAUGCCAUCACACUAUCUCUAUUACGAUUACCACUCAAACAUACCGUAUCGAAUUUGGAACGGGUCUCCGAAUCCGAUCAUCAAAAUGAUGAUGAUCAAUCCAAUAUGCGAACCAAUAAUAAUAACGAAGAAGAUUCCGAAUUUAGUGAUGAAUCGGGUUUUGAUGAAAAUAAUAGCGGAAAGAUGAAUAAUUUCCGAAAUAUGGCCGUGCUAAAUGAUGAAUUGACGACGACAUCGACGGGGACGGAAACGGCGACGGCGAAAAUGACGACGAUGACAACGAAUUGCAAUGCCGACGCGAACAAUAACAUCAAACAGCAUACAUUUAGCUCAAAUACAAUAAAAUCAGUUGGACGCUUGCGGAUAAACAUACCGAAGAAUGCAAAAUCGAUUGAUAUUUAAACAAGAGAAAAAUUGCAGAAGAGCAACAAAAAAGCAUACACAAAUCCAUGAAUGUAUUUCUUGUUUUCAAUUCGUUGGUUUCGAUGAAAACACUGAAGAUACUUUUUUUUUAGUAUUUUUGAGCCAAAUAAGUUGUACAUACAUACACACAAAAUUUCGAUAAUAUAAUUUUACUGCACGAAGAUAGUUUUUUACACACACAUAUAUUAUUAUUAUAUAUUACUAUUAUUAUUUGGAGGAAAUCAAAUGACUAUUAAGCAAUGGUGCAAUGUUUAUUGGUAACAAAUUGAUAAAAAAAAAGAUUUAUUUGAUUAUUUGAAAUAGUGAAUUCACUUAAAAUUACGGUGUAUUCGUUAAACGAUUGACCGGCUGCGGGCAAAAUCAACAAAUACGGUUUUUUUUAAAUAGAAUUUAUAGCCAAAUAAAUGACAAAUGUAGAAUUUUUUUUAAUUUACUCAAAUUCUUCUUUUUGUUCGAAGAAGAAGAAAAAAGUAUCGGCAUUUUCGCCCGCAGUUUGCUAAUCGAUUAUUUAAUUAAGGCUGAAAAUAUUAAUAAAUAGCGUCCACACCAAAAACAAAACCAAUAUAUAAAAUAUGGCAAUUGUUGUAUUCUCCUUUCACCUACUCUCGUUCUAGCAUAGUGUUGUUACUUUGAAACGACCCUCUUUUGAAGAAAAGAAAUGAGUUACAUUUUGUCAAAGAAUUUCAUUUGAAAUGAAAAAAAAAACACUCCUGAAUUUAAAUGUGAAUUCAAAAAUCCCCGUUUCAACGACAAAAAAGUAGAAUAAAAAACAAUAAAAGACAAAUUUCGUCCCUCAAACUUGUCAAAACAUGACAGAUAUGUUCAUUUUCUCAGAUAUUUUCAGCCGAAUUACUACUCUUUCAUUUUAUAGAAAACGGAGAAUGUUAAAAAUGAUUUUGAAGCGAAACAAAGCCGUUAGAAUCAUGCGUUAAAUGAAAAAUCUAUGUUAAUAUAUUGAAAAUUAGCAAUAAAAAAAAUAAUGAAAGACUCAAUUCAACUGGUUAGAUAAUAAUUUGAUAUAAAGUAAGAAAACACUGUUGACCAUAUCGAUUGGAAAUAAAUUCACACCAAUACUGAA
This is a messenger RNA of Sitodiplosis mosellana (orange wheat blossom midge), 5826 nucleotides long. RefSeq names its product rho GTPase-activating protein gacK. Bases 2430 to 4727 code for a protein of 765 amino acids. Lineage: Eukaryota; Metazoa; Arthropoda; Insecta; Diptera; Cecidomyiidae. The record is from RefSeq and is a predicted model, not a curated record. The transcript has 4 exons.